AUGCCAACCACGUUCGCUCCAGUCAUUGGAUUAUCUGAACAUAUUGCAACACAAACAUGUAAUUGUCACUAUCCAAUUGGUCUAGUCAUAUUCCUGAUUUUCACAAUUAUCAGUCUAUUGGUUUGUAUAUGUGUUUGCUGCUUCGAUUUGGGACAGUGCAAUCUAUGUCAAGGGGAUAGCAAGAAAGAAGUGAAGUUCCGGCGUACUUCUAUGAAUGCGAGAUUCGUGGAGCCCAGCAAGUUUGUCAUUGAUAGAAAGAAGUCUAGAACAUUGCUUUCGAGAUAUUCAAACAAGUUUCCUAAGAACUAA
Messenger RNA from Caenorhabditis remanei, 309 nucleotides. RefSeq lists its product as uncharacterized. Lineage: Eukaryota; Metazoa; Nematoda; Chromadorea; Rhabditida; Rhabditidae. The record is from RefSeq and is a predicted model, not a curated record. The transcript has 3 exons. Bases 1 to 309 code for a protein of 102 amino acids.